AUGCCCACCACGUACGACGAGUUUGACUGGGUAGUGCAGCAGGGCGUCCGAGCCGUGGUGACCAUGACCGAGAACCCGCUGCCCGACCGGUGGACGUCGAACGUGGACUAUCUCCACGUUCCGACACAGGAUCUUGCGGCCCCCAGCAUAGACGGCAUAGACGCGGCAGUGGAUUUUGUGCACCGGCAUGUGUCAAAGGACCAGCCAGCCAUGGUGCACUGCGCCGCGGGUCUGGGCAGGGCGGGAACCAUACUCGCAUGCUAUCUGAUUAGACACAAAAAUUACUCUGCGCGGGAGGCCAUAUCCGAGAUAAGGCAGAAGCGGCCGGGAUCCAUACAAUCAGACGCGCAGGAGCUUGUCGUGUCGUUUUAUGAGAGGCACGUCAGGGGCUAG
Geodia barretti is the source of this 393-nucleotide messenger RNA. Lineage: Eukaryota; Metazoa; Porifera; Demospongiae; Tetractinellida; Geodiidae. The record is from the annotation of a GenBank genome assembly.